This is a messenger RNA of Dichomitus squalens LYAD-421 SS1, 1013 nucleotides long. RefSeq names its product Coproporphyrinogen III oxidase. Gene Ontology annotation, molecular function: coproporphyrinogen oxidase activity. Lineage: Eukaryota; Fungi; Basidiomycota; Agaricomycetes; Polyporales; Polyporaceae. The transcript is spliced from 3 exons. The record is from RefSeq and is a predicted model, not a curated record. The coding region runs from base 537 to 1013 and encodes 158 amino acids. Gene Ontology annotation, cellular component: mitochondrial intermembrane space; cytoplasm.
CAAUCUUCCCGUAUGGCCGCGAACGGAUAGACUAUACGUUGAGGAUAGACGUACGCAGACCUGCACCCGCUGUGCACGAGUACCGCUGCGGCCUCGGAGGAUGCGCCAAUGUACGCGCGCGAGAAGUUGGGCAACCAGAACGCGAUUCCGUCCCAUAUCUACCUCGGGCGUAGCUUGUACGACCUGCAUGCUUUUGCGGCGGUGGGGAUACGCCCAAGAUGUCCUAGGGGACGCAGUCUAAUCCGUCCAACCAGUGCUUCGGGCAGGGGGAUAUGGCCAGUUCUCUGCGCAUCAGCUUGUUACUCACAUCCACGGCGUUGGGGAGUGCUAGUACAUCUCGAAGCUCCAGGACGAAAUCGUUGACGCGUUCGAGAAGCUCGACUCCAGCGCCGUCUUUCAAGCGCGACUCUUCGCUCCGCCUCUUUUGUUUUGCGCGUUAGGUGUCUCUCCCCCGUCCCACCGGAGACGAUACUGGAGAAGGCGGGGUGGCUUAUCUCCGUUGUGCACGGUAUCCUCCCUCCCCCAUCACCACCAUCAUGCACAUGUGCGCGGAUUCGCCCUCCAUCCCCGACGUCCAGUCUGCCGUCCCCUUCUUCGAAGCAGGGCUAUCACUCUUCAUCCAUCCGCGCAGUCCGCAUGUGCCCACCGUCCACGCCAACUAUCGCUGUUUCGAGAUCACCACGCAGCCGACGGAGGAGGAGGCCGCCCGCGCACGGCAAGCCCGGAAAGCUCAUCCCGUGAUGGUUCGGGGGCAGCACCGACUUGACCCCGUCGUACCUCCGCACAAGCGGUUUGCCGGAGACGACGUGGCGCGGCAGAGGACCGCAGAGACCUUCGCGUUCGUGCCGUCGUACGUCUCGAUCCUCGAGCGGCGGUACAAGGCGGCGAGCACGGAGCACGAGAAGAGGUGGCAGCUGAUUCGCCGUGGGCAGUACGUCGAGUUCGACCUGGUGUUUGACCGGGGGACGAAGUUUGGGUUGAUGCCGUCCGGGGCUCGGAGAGUAUCCUCAUGA